ACGUCAACCUACAAGGACCGAACGAAUGGCAGUCUUCAAGAUCGACUGGAGUUCCUCACGUUAAUCUUUUGCAAUCUAUGCCGGGCACACAUUCUUUUAACCAAACCGUUGUUGACAAUGAUCUCGAUUCACAAAUGACAGCUUUGGGACUUGAGGAAGCUAUGGUGCUUACCUCACAGAGUCCUGUCUUAUCUUCUCCAAACCAAUUGCGAAUAAAUUAUUUUCUUGAAAAUGUUGAAUCAACUAAGAAACUCACGAUAUCGUUGGCAGUUCUGGAUGAUGAUCUCCUCUUGAAGAGGUUGGAAUCCACAGUUGAAAUUCACACGAUAGAAAUUCACUCCAGGUGUGCGGUACACAAAGUUCUGAGUGUUUAUUCUUUGCCCUCUUGUCUAAAGAUCCUUCGUAUUAUUAAUAAUAUCCUAAAUUACGAUGAUAUUUUUGCUCUAAUUAGAUGCUUCGGUAGCGAGAAUAAUUUACAGGAAUUAGAUUUAUCUCGUACCAAGUUUGAGAAGAAUUGUUUCCAUAGUUUCAUUACCGUCCUUGUGAAUUGUAGCAAUUUAACAAGAUUGAUUUUAACUGAUAAUUGCUUAACUAAAGAAGAAACGUUCGGUCUGUUGGCAUCAUUAAAAUGGACGGCAAGUCUUAGAAAUUUAAACCUAUCUAAAAAUAACCUAACCGUAUUCGAGAUGCACGGACAGUUUGAUAACAUUGUUUCAUUAGAUUUAUCGCAUAGCGCACUCCAGGGAAACACAAACAUAAUUGAGAUCUGUAAACUGCAAGCACUCGAAGAAAUAAACCUCUCUCACAACCACAUUAGAUUUUCCCCCUUGCCCGAAUUCGACACACAACUCGACAAGUUAUCAAUUAACAUGAAAACCAUUUCAUUAUCUUUCAAUUACCUGACACCCGAAAACAUCAACCAAUUUUGCUUCUUAAUUAAGUCAAAUUUGACGAAACUUUACUUAGAUUCUAAUCACAUAUGCAGCUCAAUUUGGUCGUUGUGUUCAUUAAGUGUAAAAAUUAAGCAUUUGAAAGUGUUAAGUUUAGCUAAUACUGAUGUUUGUGUCGCUGUGGAUGGUUUGGCAUUCCUACUUUCUUUGGCGAAAGAGCUGGAAGAACUCGAUUUAUCGUCCAAUAAUCUUGUCUUGGACGACUUUCGCCAACUCCAAUUACCAUUAUCAAACUUAAAGCAGUUAAAAAAAUUGAAUUUAAGCAACAAUCCUGAAGGAGCUUCCGAUCUUUUGCAAGAGAUCCUGUCUUCUUUCAAAAAUCUCCAGGAGUUAAGGCUAAGUAACACACAGAUGAAUGGUGAGGAUUUGGGUAAAAUCUCAAACUCACUCGCAUCCUUAAGAGAUCUUAGGUAUCUCGAUUUAAGCAUGAAUGCUAUUGAUUCAGACGGGAAAAGAACACUUGCGAACUUGUUGAAGGGACUUCCUUUGUUGGAGGGGUUAGACCUGAGCCAAUCGUCCAUGAGGGGAAGUGAUUUAAAUGUGUUGUGGAAUAGUUUUGCUUCGCUAAAAGUGUUGAAAUAUCUGAAUUUGUCUGGCAAUCAGGCCGAUGCCAAUGCUUUUGAAAACUCCCUGUUAUUUGUUCCGUCGAAGAACUUGCUUGGAAGAGCUUAUUAUCAGUAAUGUCAUUCAUAGCGAAAAGCUCUUUGUUAAAAUGUCAUCACUUAAGAAUCUGAGAAAACUUCACCUCGUUGACAUGAGAUUAAGAGCGUGUGAUGUCGAGGCACUAGCCGCAAUGUUGUCGUCUUUAUCGAUGUUGGAAGAAAUAUCUUUAGCUCGUACAAUGGUAGACUCGAACAUUGAAAAAAUCUUUAGUGCAAUAAGCUGUUUACCCAACAUUAAAAUUAUUGACCUCACUCACGUAAAAUUACCUGAUGUAGAUGCAUUGGUUGACAUGCUUUCGUCUCUUUUGUUCCUGGAAGAGCUAGUUUUAGUUGGAAUAUGUGUUGAAAAAAUCGAUUAUAAAAAAUUGAUUGAUGCGUUAGUUUCGUUGAAAUCUUUAAGAAUUCUCAAUCUUCAAUGGGCUAAGAUGUUGAAGAUGCAAAACAACUGUGUUCUGGGUUGGGGAAAAUUAGAUAUUUAAAGGAGCUUAGCUUAAACGUUGGGGACUGCUACCCAGAGUGUAUAAACCAUUUAGCUGAAGUGUUACCAUCACUACAUUUGUUGGAAAGGUUUUUGUUGGAAUGUGAAUAUAUUAUUUUAUCUGAUCAACACACAGUCGAAAAAUUGUUUUCCGCGUUAGGAAGAUGGAUGUAUUUGCGGGAUCUCGAACUUGUUCUGCACUUCGGCGAUUGUAAAAAUGUUAGAAAUGUUUUGAAAGGUUUAGCUCAGAUGUUAUCAUCACUGCAGUUAUUGGAAAAACUAGUGUUUGAUCUGACGUACGACGAGUAUGAAGAUGACGAUGGAGAUUAUAAAAGCGAAAUACAACUGGUCACGACCGCAUUAGGAAAGUUGAAGAAUUUAAGAGAACUUAAAUUAUCUGGUGUUUUGAGUGGAGAAGCCAUAGUUGAGGUUUUAGCGUCACUGCCGUUGUUAGAGCGAUUAAUGCUCAGGUUUAAGUAUGAUUGGAUAAGCAGGGAUAUGUGUAAUAAUAAUAUUGGAUAUGAAGAAAAAAUAUUUCAUUCUUUAGUCAAAGUAAGCUAUUUAAAUGAGCUUUUUAUAUAUGAUACUCCUCCUAGCCCAGAUUUAGUUGAGGUCUUGCCAUCACUGAGGUUGUUGAAGACGCUAGGGUUAGAGUCGAACGAUCAUGAUAAAGAGACAUUGUCAUUCUCACUAGGGGAGUUGAAAUAUUUAAGGAAACUUCAUUUACACAAGUUUCACAUAAAUCAGCAAACUUUAUUUAAUGGCUCGCGAUCGUUCUACUUGUUGGAAAAGCUAAAAAUUAUUUGUUAUGAAUUAAGUGCAAUGGAACAGCGAUUUCAAUAUUUGGGAAUAUUAAGACAUUUAAAACAGUUGACUCUUUUUGCAGGGACCGCAGAGUGGGGGGGGCUGGGGGGCUUUAGCCCCCCCAAUAAUUUUCUAAGGCCAUAAUAAUACGAAUAAAAACUCCUUAUAGUAAGUUGUGUAAUCAUAAUUAUGUGUUCACUAUCCGUGUCGGUGUACGUUCACUAUUCGUCAGAUUAACUCAGUUUAACUCCAAACAUAGAAGUGUCUUUUGCUAACACACGGCUUCGUUCAAACCUCUAUGUGAGAUUUUCGACGAGGACGAACAUUAGACGAACAUCUGCUAUGGAUAAUUUAAGGGUGAAUUUUGAUGCAUUAUAAUUAGCGCUACUUGAAGUCUUUACCAAAAGAAAUCUUGACGCUGCUGUGCAGCCACCAUUUAUGUGUGAAUUUAAUUAU
Dendronephthya gigantea is the source of this 3350-nucleotide messenger RNA. RefSeq names its product protein NLRC5-like. The transcript is spliced from 3 exons. Bases 78 to 1631 code for a protein of 517 amino acids. Lineage: Eukaryota; Metazoa; Cnidaria; Anthozoa; Malacalcyonacea; Nephtheidae. Gene Ontology annotation, molecular function: protein binding. The record is from RefSeq and is a predicted model, not a curated record.